AUGUUAUUCGACCAAGGGAAAGCAUAUGUUCCACAGGAGGAGAAAUUUUUCGAUGAUGGGCGAGAAGAAGAACUCGUCCACUUCAUCACGAAGAAAACAGACCUUCGUAAUUCUCCACGGAAAAUACUCGCCGCCAUUGACGAAUACGCACGAACCCAGAAGUACCUCAUGAAUGUCGGAGAAGACAAGGGACACAUCGUCAGCGGCAUCAUUCGCAAACGGCGCCCUGGUAUCAUGAUGGAACUUGGAGGCUACUGCGGAUAUUCCACCAUUCUAUUCGCAGACGAAGCACGAGCAGCGGGCGGCAGAAAGUACUUUUCGUUAGAGCGGAGUCCCAAGUUUGCCGCCAACAUCAAGGCACUGGUGGAGUUUGCUGGGCUGGGGGAUUUCGUGGAAGUGAUUGUGGGAUCUAGCAACGAGAGCAUCCAGCGUCUGCAUAAUAACGGACAGGUCAAGAACAUCGAUAUGAUGUUCCUGGAUCACUACAAGCCAGCUUACACCACCGAUCUCAAACUCUGCGAAGCGUUGGGGAUGAUCGGUCAGAACACUGUGCUGGCUGCGGACAACGUGAUCCAGCCUGGCAACCCGCCGUAUCUGAAAUACGUCCGAAGCACUGUGCAGGAAAAGCGAAUGGCGUUGACUCUGGCGAGUCCAAAGGAUACAGAGAGCUUUGGACUCCGGUCUGCGGCGCAAUAUGGAUCGGUGGAAGAAUUGGGCGCCGAGGCAAAGGGUGACCCGGACCUUGUUUACAGAAGUGAGUUGGUGAAUAGCUUUGAGCCUUCUGGGGUUCCUGACGGUGUGGAAAUUACAUGGUGUUUAGGAAAGUCAGAAGAAUAG
Messenger RNA from Lachnellula hyalina, 837 nucleotides. It is a transcript of the gene COMT, whose product is annotated as Catechol O-methyltransferase. Gene Ontology annotation, molecular function: O-methyltransferase activity. NCBI's taxonomy places the organism in Eukaryota, Fungi, Ascomycota, Leotiomycetes, Helotiales, Lachnaceae. Bases 1 to 837 code for a protein of 278 amino acids. The record is from RefSeq and is a predicted model, not a curated record. The transcript has 3 exons.